Molecule: messenger RNA, 1283 nt
Organism: Mytilinidion resinicola
Lineage: Eukaryota; Fungi; Ascomycota; Dothideomycetes; Mytilinidiales; Mytilinidiaceae
Product: NAD-dependent epimerase/dehydratase-like protein
Exons: 2
Coding region: 53-1012 (319 amino acids)
Source: RefSeq, a predicted model, not a curated record
CCAUCACGAUGCAUCCCAGAACACACUUCUUUCAAAUUAUUCUCUACUUAUCAUGAAAACUAUCCUAAUUACUGGCGCAGGCGGAUUCGUCGGCCAAACUCUGGCAUCCAAGCUACUCUCCGUCUACGAAGACGCCAGACUCGUCCUUGCCGAUGUCACCAAACCUCCCAGUCCUCAACCAUCGUCUAGCCGCAUCCAAUGUGUGGCUUCCGACCUGACCGAUUCGGCAGCAUGCAACUCUCUACUUGAAGUCUCUCCAGAUGCCGUGUUCAUAUUGCAUGGCAUCAUGUCGUCAGGCGCCGAGGCCAACCUAGAAUUAGGCCUGAAGGUGAACUUCGACAGCGUACGCAACCUGCUAGACAGGCUCCGGCACACCAAACCAGGCGUCAAAGUCAUCUUCACGUCUUCCUGCGCAGUGUUUGGCAAAGCUGCCACCGAAAAGCUUGCGACCGAGGUCGAUGUCGUCCCCAUGCCGGAAACCUCGUACGGCACGCAAAAGCUGAUGAUCGAGUUUCUCAUCAACGAUUACUCCAGGAGGGGACUAAUUGACGGCCGCGUCGUGCGUUUGCCGACCAUUUUCAUACGCGCCGGUGCGCCUACUGCGGCCGCCUCGUCGUUUGUCUCCGGCAUCGUAAGGGAGCCGCUACAUGGCCAAAAGAGCAUACUUCCUGUAGAUCCUACGAUAGGAAUUUGGUUGUGUUCUCCAAGAACGCUAGCCCACAACUUGGUUCAUGCAAUGGAGCUCAAAGCAGAAAAAUUUGGGCACUUCAGGACCGUUCUUCUUCCUGGUUAUACUGCAACCAGUGCGGAAAUCCUCGAUGCUUUAGAAAAAGUCGCCGGCAAGGAGACCAGGGCCUUGGUAGAAGAAAGAAGAGAUGAGACCAUUCAAAGGAUAUGCCUUGGAUGGCCUGCAAAGUAUAAUACAUCAAGAGCAAAGAGCCUAGGAUUUGCGGACGAUAUAGGGCUAGAGCAGACGAUUAAGGAUUUCAUUAAGUCUGACAUUAAAGGGUAGACCUAUCUGAAAAAAUCAAUCGAUGAGAAGUCUUCCUUUCUCGAAGCAUUCUCCUAACUACCUUUGUCAGCCACCUGUCGAAGUCUUUAUCUCAGUACUGAUUCAGGCCCUUCAUAUUACCAGUACCACCGGUAUGUACUGUCGCUAUCCAACAUACCGCAUUUACCCCAGAUUCCCAGUACCAGGAUCCUAACCCGACAACGCAUUGAGGAGUUCACCAUCACCACCAAUUGUUUGUUGGUUAACCCCAGGUUUCCCCGCACUCUAUGCU